Molecule: messenger RNA, 693 nt
Organism: Symbiodinium necroappetens
Lineage: Eukaryota; Dinophyceae; Suessiales; Symbiodiniaceae
Source: the annotation of a GenBank genome assembly
AUGGUUCAUUUGAGCUUCAGCUCGUCUGUAACAGCCCCGGACGAUGCGGCCGAAUUCGAAGAGGAAGAGGAUCCAGGCGUGCCGGAAGCAUUGCCGCUGCGACACACAUGGAUUGUGUGGCAGCAGCUAGCUUCCCCUGGGAAAAGCGUGCCUUACGAGCAGUCCACGAAGCAGAUUGCGUCCAUGCAUUCGGUGGAGGAUUUCUGGCCUGUUUUCGACCGGUUGCCGCAGCCGAGUGAUCUGCUAACAAGGCGGAUGGCGGAGAAAACUCAGGAGGAUGGAUCUCAUGUCGUGGACGCCUUGAUGAUCUUCCGAGACGGAGUUCUUCCACAAUGGGAGGAUGCCGCCAACUCGGAGGGCGGGCACCUGCAGUUUCAUUUCAAGGCGUCUUUGGGUGCUGCGCAGCUUGACGAGUAUUGGAACAACCUGGUCCUGGGAACACUGGGAAACACACUGGAGCCCGCGGAGAUGAUCACGGGUCUCCGCUUGGUGGACAAAGUGACUACUGGCAAAGGGGGUGUGCCGAGCAUGGUGCGCAUGGAGGUUUGGUUUGGCAGUGCCAGCGACGUGCAGGCUGUGGCGGCAUUGCAGAAAAACGUCGAGCGCUGCGUGGCAACGCGGACUUUGGAAGGCCGCCUGGGCAGCAUCCCGAAGGCUGAGUUGAAGCACCACAAGAUGACUCGGCAUCAGUGA